AUGCGAAAACCAUGCAUUCCCGACUUGAUCUACCACAAAACAUUUCCUCGCCCGAAGCAGGGUGAGCCGGCCUCCUUCUAUGCUCAUAUUCAACGCCACAUAGUGGGGGAGGUUCGGGUGGAAGUCCAAAUGUACUAUGGAGCAUUGGACACCCUGGAGGCUCAGUAUCCUGGUCUUGACUACACAUACCCUCCGCACCGUCGUCGAAUGUCCCGCUAUCCAUGGCACCGCCGCCUUUUCCGUGUCUUCGACGAGCUAAGCUUGACCAACGACGAGAUCCUAAAUCUGUGUCAGUGGGAAGGGACCAGAGCUGCCAAAGAAAGAUAUGAGCGUGAGGCACAGACCGAAGUCAAGACCACAACAGCACACGACGUCGUUGCCGCGCCCAGAGGCUCCGGUCCCAGAAUGAUCAUUGAAGGCUGGCCUGCUUCAUCAUCUACCAGCCGCUCCACAAACAGUCAACCGGUGGCACAAAUCGAGGCGAACCCAGACUCCGAUGAAUUGAGCAAGACCGAACAAGAUGUUGACGGGUUGGACUGCCCUCCCGCUCCAUCGAACGAGAUUUUGGACCUCUUACGAACGGCAAUUCAAUCUCGCUCAAGCCUUGAAUCCAGUGUAGCCACCACUCAGGCUUGGGAACAAUGGCUUAAGGAUGCACUAGAACGACAUGAAAUGGACAUCGAUUCCGUCAUGACAGCGUUACAAAGCAUCGACCCCGAGCCUGCUCAGGGGCUAGAUGAUCCAGACGCUCUCUUGUCACUUCUCAACACCUCACCAACCCCAGAUCUCUCACCCUCCCCACCUGCAUUAUCACCCCCUGAUCAUCGAACAUAUGACGAACUUCACACGAUGGUGGACCAAUUGCAAACAGACAAUACUCGGCUUGCAGCUGAUAAUGCCGCUCUGGCUCUAUUCUUGAGGAGAACCCAGACGGAGGCAGCGAGAUAG
Molecule: messenger RNA, 948 nt
Organism: Exophiala aquamarina CBS 119918
Lineage: Eukaryota; Fungi; Ascomycota; Eurotiomycetes; Chaetothyriales; Herpotrichiellaceae
Exons: 1
Coding region: 1-948 (315 amino acids)
Source: RefSeq, a predicted model, not a curated record